Molecule: messenger RNA, 438 nt
Organism: Arachis stenosperma
Lineage: Eukaryota; Viridiplantae; Streptophyta; Magnoliopsida; Fabales; Fabaceae
Product: zinc finger protein 6-like
Exons: 1
Coding region: 1-438 (145 amino acids)
Biological process (GO): trichome morphogenesis; trichome differentiation; gibberellic acid mediated signaling pathway
Cellular component (GO): nucleus
Molecular function (GO): transcription cis-regulatory region binding; DNA-binding transcription factor activity
Source: RefSeq, a predicted model, not a curated record
AUGAAUUACUCAUCGUCUUCUUCAGAAAAGCCAGCAUCAGAGCUGAAGCUAUUAGGUUUUCCUUUGGAAAAUACCACUAGCGGAACUAAUAAUAACUGUAUAGUGUGUUCAUACUGUGAUCGAAGAUUCCAGAACUUUCAAGCACUUGGAGGGCACCAGAAUGCGCAUAGAAGAGAGAGGCAAAUUAUCGCUAUGCAUAAUCUACUACCGUACCAAUACAAACCAAUAAUAAUCGCUGCUUUUGGUGACGCUGUAUUGCCACCGCCGGAAAAGCUAUUGUUACCUGCGGUGGAGGCAUCACCGGCGGGAAUGCGCCGCCGCAAUAACUCUCCCUCUGUAGGAAGAGUUAGCGAUAAUGAUGACAUUGAUCUUGAAUUGAGAUUAGCUACCUCCCCUGAUAAGGAGUCUAUAAGGUGUUUGAGAAAACACCGUAGUUAA